UCAACCCGGCAGUCUAAACGCACCGGUUUGACAGAAGGAAGAGGAACAAACAGCAGGCCCAGUUUGACAGACGAUGGUAAACACCGAAUCAACCGUAGCAGCGCCGUGCGUGCGAGAGCGGGACGGCCCAUUCUGCGAACGUUUAUCGCAGCAGAAGGACCAGCAGUGGCAGCAGUAAGCGAGCGAGCGAUCGAGCGACCGUCGACUCGACGAACUGCACUUGUUCUGUGUGUGUUUAUACCAUCGUUAGGAGUGCGUAGAGUAGGUUGGUGUUUGCCGUCCGCUGUUCGCCGUUUUGCCCGUCGUCACACGCACGGGAAAUUAUUAGUUGUGUUCGCGGGUGUGAGUGUGUCUGUGUGUGCGGGUGCUGCUGCUUCUUCGUGACAUAUUACGCUGGGGCAGUGCAUCGGCGUGCGUCGGAAGAUAAUAGAUACACACACACAGUCGCAACACACAACACCGACCGGGAAAUGAUCGACCGUGCGAUCACUAACACGCUGUGAGAAAGAGUGAGAGAGCGAGUGAGUGCAAUGUAGUGUGUGUUUGUGUGAGUGCGACGUAUUGAAGCAACGAAAAGCAGAGGAAGAAGUGAAGAAAAACGAGAGAAAAAACGAGCAGGAAGAAGCAAAAUAGUAAUAAUAGAUGAUUGUGUACAGCCGCUGCUCCUGCUAGGGCAUUGUGGUGGGCAAAUUAACGAAGGGAAGGGAAGCGAUCCUAUCACAUCUUCCCCACCCGCCGCGGUGGACGGCCGCGAUCGCUGGUCCGGUUUGUUUUUUGCAGCGAAAAACAGUGUUAACGAUCGCUUCCUUUGUUGUUGCUGUUGUUGGCGGUGUGCGUGUUUUUGCGCAAAAGAAAACAACAAAAAAGUCGUGUGUUGUGUGCGUGCGUGAGUAGUGUGUGAAAAGCCGCAGCCAGUGCCAGUGCCAGUGUAUUGUUUGAUAAGCAAACGGGUGGUGUUGAUCGUUUAACAGAAGAAAGCAAAGAAAAAAAAACACGGUCCGCGGGCGGGGGGCGACACCCGGCGGCGGUCGUCACACUAAUGUUUCGCCGCCGACGACGUCGUUGGGGCGAGAUCGUGUCGUAGGAUCGCGGAAAACCACGCGGCAAUAUAGUAUCCUUCCUUUAAGUGUACGCGCGCGUGUGUGUGUGUGUGCGUGUUUGGUUGUUGCAAGUGAGCAGCAGCAGGGUGUGCAAUCCUUCACGCGAUCACGAUUGGAGCACUCGUGGCCAAACGGCGUCGCCGCGUACUGCUGCCCGGCAAGGAGGAGAGCUGCGUUACGAUGAACAAGCUGGAGUACUCGCGGCGCAAUGGCACGCAAAAGAUUCGAAUUACCAUUAUGGGCGCCCGUAAUCUGGCCCGGAAGGAGAUGUUCCGACUGCCCGAUCCGUUCGCCAAAAUUCUCGUGGAAGGCACGACCCAGGAGUACACGACGGAGAUCUGCAAAGCGUCGCUGGACCCGCGCUGGAACUCGCACUACGAUCUGUUCCUCGGCAAGAACGAUAGCAUCCUCAUCACCAUCUACAACCACCGGAAGAUGCCGAAGCGGCAAGCCUUCCUGGGCUGUGUGCGGAUAGCCGCGUCCAGCAUCCAGCUGCUCCGCGAUACGGGUUAUCAACGGCUCGAUCUGGUGAAACGGUCGCAGGAUGAUCCGGAUCCGGUCAAGGGACAGAUCAUUGUGUCGCUACUGUCGCGGGACAGUGCGACCGGCGGUACGCCGCUGGCAAUCGUCAGCCCGGCUGGGGACGUGCGCGUCCCGGAGGAUGACGAUGCCGCGGACGAGUCAAUGAUAGUCGAGCAGCCGCAGCAACAGCAACAGCAGCAGCCGCCGCCACAGCAGCACCAACUGCCCCGGGGCUGGGAGGAACGGUCGGCACAGAAUGGGCGUACGUACUACGUGAACCACUACACCAAGACGACCCAGUGGUCGCGGCCAACGGAACCGGCUGGUCCGCCCGUUCGCCAGUCGGGUAACAACAAUGCGGCGAACAGCAGCACACCCCUCACCGUCAACGGGACCGUUAAUGGUGGAGGCGUUCCACACCAGCAGCAGCAGCAGCACAUUCUCGGCAGUCCAACGAGCGCCACGAACGGUGUCGGCGAAGAGUCCGGCUGCCCCACGAUACCGGCCGGUCCGUCCAAGUCCGCCACCAAUCACAGCAUCAAUAGUAUUCAGUCGAACGAUUCGGGCAGCCGGCGGCACUCCGCCGAGAUACUGGUCAGCUCGAACAAUAAGGAAAACUGCAUCCAGCAGCACCCGUCGUCGCAGCAGCAGCAUCAUAACGGGAAGGAGCAGCGAACGGGAAAGGAUGUGGAAAACGGUGGCAGGGGUGAUGCGUUGGUGAAUGGCAAUGCGGGUGGUGGUGGUGGUGGUGGUACACCCGCUCACAAUCGGCACCGGAAUGAGGCGAAAAGCCCCGUCCGCAUACAGGACGAAUCGCUGCUGAUCACACCGAGCUCGUCGAAUACGAGUCCGCUGAGCGAAAUCAAUAGCCCGAUAACGUCGCCCAAGCAGCAGCAGCAGCAGCAGGAUGUGUCUCCGCGCUCUGGAAAUGGCGGACGGGAACCGCAACAAGUGUCCGGUAUGACGAAUGCCAUCGGGACGCUCUCGAUCGAUGCACCGCCCGCCCGGUCCGGCACGAACGCAACGAGCGGCGGCGGUGGUGGCGGACAGCAGUGUGUGGUGAUGGUGAACGGUUCCGGUGCGGGUGUUACGAACUACAGCAGCCCGAACCAUCAGCAUCAGCGCAGCACGGGUGAUGCAGGACAGCCUGCUGGUCAUCCGGCAGCGGCAAAACCGACGGUGCCUUCCUACUUGCCGCUGAGUACGAGCAAUGGCACCACGAAUGGGACUGCUGGCACCACGGGCAGCGCGAACUCGUCGCCCCACAAUGGCGUCAGCAAUCACAGCAGCAGCGCUUCCGCUCCCGACACUGUCGGUGGUGGUGGUGGUGGAGGAGGAGGCGGAGGUGGUGGAGGAGGACGAUCACAGCACCAUCAUGGGACACCAACCACCGGCGGAGAGACUGGUGGCCAUCGGGAAGGGUCGGCGUCACGGUACCAUCGCACCCGAUCGGGAAGGCACGCGGAAGAGCCGGGCCGGCGGCGCACUUCCCGCGACAGGCCACCGCGGCCACUAAUGGGUGGUGGAAGUAUGGCUCCACCUCCAAACGCCCGGCCCGCUCUAGUGCCCUUCAUCCGACCGGCGGUCGAUCUUCCCCAUGGUUAUGAAAUUCGCACCACGCAACAGGGGCAGGUGUACUUCUACCACAUACCGACGAAGCAGUCCACCUGGCACGAUCCGCGGAUACCGCGCGAUUUCGACACGCAAAACCUAACGACGGAAACGCUCGGCCCGCUGCCGCACGGCUGGGAGCAGCGCAAAACGGCAUCCGGGCGGGUGUACUUCGUCGACCACAACAACCGUACGACCCAGUUCACCGACCCGCGGAUAAACAUGCACAUCCUGCAGAUGAUCCGGCGGCAGAACAGUGUGGCCGCUGCGGCGGCGGCGGCUGCUGCUGCCACCGGUGGCGGCGGCGUCGCAACGAACGGCUGCUCGUCCUCUCCACUGUCCGGUGCGGGACCGCAGGUUCCGAACGGUACCGGGGCGGCCGGCAGCGGUUCGAGCCGGUAUGCCGCCGCUGCCCUAGCCGAAGCGGUCAACCCAAUCGCCAAUGGUGACAUGCUGCACGGACCGAGAGGAGGCAGUGCAAUAGCGGCAACCGGCAGCAGCACCACCACCACCAACCAUGUGACCAACAACAUUCCCGAUCUGCCGCAGGGCCUGAUGGACAGUGCCGAUCUGCUGCCCAAGUACCGGAGCGAUCUGGUCGGCAAGAUACGGGCGCUCCGGCAGGAGCUGCAGCUGCUGCAGCCCCAGUCCGGCCACUGCCGGUUGGAGGUGUCUCGAAAUGAAAUUUUUGAGGAGAGCUAUAGACUGAUCAUGAAGAUGCGUCCCAAAGAUAUGCGCAAACGGUUGAUGGUAAAGUUCAAGGGCGAGGAGGGCCUGGACUAUGGUGGUGUCGCCCGCGAAUGGUUGUAUCUGCUGUCGCACGAAAUGCUCAACCCACAGUACGGGCUGUUCCAGUACAGCCGGGACGAUCACUACUCGCUGCAGAUUAAUCCCGAUUCGUCCAUUAAUCCGGAACAUUUGUCGUACUUUCACUUUGUCGGGCGCAUUCUCGGCAUUGCGGUGUUCCACAAUCACGUGCUGGAUGGGGGCUUCACGCUGCCGUUCUACAAGCAGCUGCUCAACAAACCGAUCACGCUGUCCGACAUCGAGGACGUCGAUCCGGAUCUGCAUCGUAGUUUAACAUGGAUACUGGAAAACAACAUAACGGGCAUUAUCGAUUCAACGUUCAGCGUGGAAAACAACAGCUUCGGCGUGCUGAAGGUGCACGAGCUGAAACCGAACGGGGCCUCCAUCGCGGUGACCGAGGACAACAAGCGCGAGUACGUGAAGCUGUACGUCAACUAUCGGUUUAUGCGCGGUAUCGAACAGCAGUUUUUAGCUCUCUCGAAAGGAUUCGGCGAACUAAUCCUUAGCCAUCUGUUGCGACCGUUUGACGAGCGCGAGCUGGAGCUGCUGAUCAGCGGCAUUAGCAAGAUCGACGUGAACGACUGGAAGGCGAACACGCGGCUCAAGCAGUGUACGGCCGACACACCCCAGAUCGUGUGGUUCUGGCAGGUUAGUAGUACUGAUUUGCAGCUCUCGACGAGAAAAGAUCGCUUGCAUGUAUUUAACUGGCUUCCCUUUGCUUCCCGUUUUUUCCCGCAGAUCGUGGAAUCGUACUCGCCGGAAAUGCGCGCCCAGCUGCUCCAGUUCGUGACCGGCUCGUGCCGCGUACCGCUCCAGGGCUUCCGGGCCCUCCAGGGCUCGACCGGUGCGGUCGGUCCGCGGCUCUUUACCAUCCACCUGACCGCGGACGUACCGCUGCAGAAUCUGCCGAAAGCGCACACCUGCUUUAACCGGCUCGACCUACCAAUGUACGACUCGUACCAGCUGAUGUACGACAAAUUGACGCAGGCCGUCGAAGAGACGUGCGGGUUCGCUGUCGAGUAGUGUGGGGGAAGAAGUUUUUUUUUUGUUCGAAAAAAAAAGUGUAUCAUGCUACGGGUGUUUUUUUUUAUUUAAAUGAUGCUGCUUGGAAGGGGAAACGUUUUUUUUGUUUUUAGAACUUUCUUGUUCUUGUCCACCACCUCCCUCCGGGUUGGUGGGAAGUGGGAAGUGCAAACACACGCUCGAAUGUGUUUGCUGUGAGUUUGAGUUGGAAUUAUGCCCGUUGCCGAUCCACGUGGUUCGCUCAACGCAGUAAAAACGAAACGAAACGGACUGAAUUGUUUUCCUUUCGGGGGUGCUUCGAGUGGAUUCGAACCCAGUUGGUGGCAGUGGUAUGAAAGGAAAAUUAAUUUACCGUCUAUUAAUUGUGUAUAAGGUCCCUGCGAGCCUAUUACUUCUUUUGUGUUCAGUUCAGUCAAGGCAAACAGUUACAGUCAGUGUGAAUUACAAUUGGUUCGGUUUUGGAGAGGGAAGGGAAAAAUAAAUGAAUUGCCUCUAAAGUUAUUACAAGUAAACACAGAAGAGGGAGUAGAAGAAGAACUAGUAAAAAAGCAAUGAUAGAAAAGUGGAUAAAUUUUUGUAUUUGAAAAAAAAAACAAUCAAACAAAACAAAGAAAAGCGUUCAAUUAUGUAGAAUUGCACGUGAUCGAUGAAAAACGAGAAAUUGGAAUGUUACAAUGUCGAAAGAGAGAGAAAGCAGGGGAAAGCAGUAGUGGGGCAGGAGAGAAUGCAAAAAUAACGAGUGAUAUAAUUAUACACGUAUAAAUAUAUAUAAAUAUAACUAUAAAUAUGUAACUGUAAAUGUUAUAAAUUGUAUAAAAAAAAGUAUAACAAAACAAACACAGCAAGAGAGCAACAGAAAGAGAAAGAGCAAUUAGCAAAGAAGAAGAGGGUAUGUGAAAAUGUGUGUAUGUAUGUAUGUAUUUGUAUUGUAUGUAACGAUGAAGAAUCCCCAGAACAGGAAAAAAGAGAAAAGGAAGAGAGGACAGAGAGAGCAUUGGCAAGAUAUGUUAGAGUAGUUAAAAAAACCAACCGAAACACUACUCUCACCCUUUCCAAUCCGAUCGUAGGUCGGGCGGGAUUUUAAAACGUGUCGAGAGGGAGGGGGUCUUGUUUUUAUCCGCAGACGUUGUGCUUCAAGCUUUAAUGUUAGAAUUUUUGGUGAGAUUAGACAAAGGAAAAAGGUAACCAAACAAACUACACCUUGUGGAAUGCUACCAACCUCCCUCCCCCCCGGGGUAGAUGUGAGAAUGGGACUGCGGUGUUUGGAAAAGGAAAAAAAAGAAGCAUGAUAAUGAUUGUAUUGCCAUGAAAGAUUUGAAUACACAUAUCGAACCCACUCGGGGGGGGGCACACUGGGUGAAAAGAGACACCCCGCUGGCGGCUGCCGCCUGGGUUGCAUGAAGUUGUUUAUUUAUUUUUUUGUUUCAAUUUAUUAUUUUUGUUCAUCCUAUCUAUAUUCCAACAAAUCAGCGAGCUUUUCAGCUCAGCUCAGCGAGGAACUCUGCGAGGAGGGAAUACGCAAACAUCUCCCUGCCCUCCCAAAAAUAUAUGCCAUUAUUUGUUGUUACAGUGUAAAUAUAUUGGUACAGAGCGAGAGAGAGAGAGCAUUAGGCAGACGUUAGUUAGGUGUGUAUCAGAACAUCGAAUCACCGUUAUCAAACGUAUAGCAUUACACAACACAUACAGACCGAACUCAUUUAUUAAGAGCAUGCUAGCAUUUAGCUGUAGAGAACACUCCUGUCUUGCCUUUCCCGUGUUUUUUUUUCGAGGCAAUCGAUCGCGCCUCUCAGAUCAUGUGGUAGUUGUUACACUUUUCGAAUCCAAGUCCAAUUUUAGCACACGUCUUUGCUGUUCGUAAAAGUGCUCAAACAACCUACCUAAAAGGGUGUGUGUUCAUAGGUAGAAGUACCCAACUCGGAGAAACACUAAAUCAAUAAAUAGCAAUUGCAAAUCAAACUAUGAAACAGUCUCUGUAGGGUGAAGGAAAUCAGCAAUCAAAUUUUAAAACCUUACUAGCGAAACAAACGAUUCAUAAAACAGUUCAAACACAAUAAUCGUAAAUACAGAAAACAAUUUUGAAACGAAAGCGAAUAGCAUAGGUAACAAAACAGGUAUUUAACGGAUGCAUAAUAACAUGAUAUAGCGCAAACAAUAGUGAACAAAAACCAGCAAAAAGGGAUAGAACUAAAAAAUCAAAACAAAAUAAUAAUAAAAACACCACAACUAAAGAGCAGUUCGAGAUGGUCUGGUAGUUAGUGAGGAAAAGAAAUAAACGAAUUACGCAAAAAAAAAAAAACAAAUAAGUUCCCACAAACAUAGUAAUCAAACUCCAAAUCGGAAAACAUUAGCUAAUCAAAUGUGUAAAAGAAAGGUGAAGUAAAAAGAAACGAAUUAAUCCAUUUUUAUAUAGACAAAACGAUGAGUGCUGCGAUGGUGGAGAGUGCGCGUUAUAGCUAGCUAAAGAAUAAUAAGGUUUACACACGGGGAGGGGUUUCGUUUUGUGUUCGUCGAACCGUUUUCCUUCCCACGUCCUUCCCAAAUUUCGCGGUUUCGUUUGCGAGUUCCGGUUGUCAUUCGGAAUUUUAAAAAAAUGAAAAAAAACUAUCGAAUAGAAAAGGAUGGGAAAAACACCUCCAAGCGCUGCACUGAACCGUUCAACAAUUGGCAUUUGGGGCUUCACACGAUCGGGGACCGAUCAAUGAUCAUAUCAUUCGAUGUAAUGUAUGGCCGUGAGAAAAAAACAAAAGAAAAACAAUCGUCCCACUCCCUUUUCGUUUGCGAACAACGGUAGGAUUAGGACGGAGGGUUGAGGCAAAAGAGAACUUCACAACAACAUGACAAUAGCAUGCAAAAAAGGGUGCGAUAAGAUGGGGGAGAAUGGCAGGAAAGUGAUGAGAUGGUGGAAGUAGUAGGGAAGGAGGGAGUGUAUAUUAUUUGUAUAAUAAAAAACAAACAAAUCGUGGUUAUUCAGUUCAAAGUAAA
Messenger RNA from Anopheles coluzzii, 8045 nucleotides. It is a transcript of the gene Smurf, whose product is annotated as E3 ubiquitin-protein ligase SMURF2. Gene Ontology annotation, molecular function: protein binding; ubiquitin-protein transferase activity. The coding region runs from base 1281 to 5063 and encodes 1260 amino acids. Gene Ontology annotation, biological process: ubiquitin-dependent protein catabolic process; negative regulation of BMP signaling pathway. The transcript is spliced from 12 exons. The record is from RefSeq and is a predicted model, not a curated record. Lineage: Eukaryota; Metazoa; Arthropoda; Insecta; Diptera; Culicidae.